Molecule: messenger RNA, 6298 nt
Organism: Hylaeus volcanicus
Lineage: Eukaryota; Metazoa; Arthropoda; Insecta; Hymenoptera; Colletidae
Gene: kek5
Product: leucine-rich repeat-containing protein 24-like
Exons: 10
Coding region: 1242-3494 (750 amino acids)
Molecular function (GO): protein binding
Source: RefSeq, a predicted model, not a curated record
CAAGCUUGUAUUCGUACAAAUGCCCAAAUCUUUAAAUGGACCUUUGUGGUUGAUCCAACUUGGAUGUACACAGCUUCCACAAUGGGAGAAUUGUCUCAACCUGAUGGACUUUGUUAUAUUAGGUUCACGGGUGAAUUUAACAUAAUCCAGAGACCCUCUCCGUUUGUUAAUUAAAAUAUCAAAUUUCCCAGAAUCUUUGGGGUCCCAUUGUUAGUCAUUCAGUAAUACAUUUCUAUUCUCUAUACAAUACCACCAGUGUGUUUUGGUGCAUGCACGCAGUAAAUGGAAGAAUAUACGCGUGGUGCGUGAUGGCAGAAGAAAUGUUUGAAAUAUUUGUUUGGACGUUGUUUCGGCUGUGCAACUGAACGGGCGUAAUUAAUACAUUGCUGGUCCAUGAUUCAUUUCUGUAUUCCAACUAAAUUGAAAAACUUUCUACAAAUCUAUUUUUAUUUUCUAUUUUUUUUUCUUUAUUCUUACUUUUGUCGGAAAUAGGACACGAGUAAAUGGAUGCAUUGUAUUCUGGUUCGUAAAUAACGAUGUCAGUGAUAGGUCUGUAUUAUGAAACUUGUGAUUGAUCAUUACAGAUAAUGGUGAUGGAAAAGAAGUCGCGUUAAGUGAAUGAACGAGAAGUACCAGGGAGAGUUUAAUUCAGGGGUUAGGGGGAAUAGGGUGGAAUAAAUCUACGUGCAUGAAAUAUUAUUAGAUUUUAAGAUCUUAACAAUGUUCAAUUUGAACAUUUUUUGAACAUCGUAUUCGCUAACCAGAUUUUUCCUUUUUGUUUCAGGUAAGUCAAGAACAUCUAACAUUGCUGAUUUGGUAGCUAGUUUCCAAGGAAAUUUCUCGUCACAGGUCCCGAGGGAAACAAACCUGGACGUUCUGAAGAUUCCUCGAGCGUGUUCGAUUCGGAGAGACGUGUCGUAAGGUGGCUGCUUAGGAUCCACCCGUACAGCGACUACAUGCAGGUACGUUUACACCAAUGCGCACAGAGUUCAUUCUUGCCGAAUAUCAUGGGUGUCACCGUUACCUGGGGAUUGCCGUUGCUACUUACAACGUGGAAUCUUCGAGUCAGCAAUCAGGAGCGACACAUUGAUGCACCACCGGCGAUCGAUCCGCGGAGGAAGUGACGAGGCACCGACGACGCGCCGCCACGGAAAUCUCGCUAGACAACAUUCCCUUGGCAAAGUGACGCUCAAGGCGGUCACGGAUUUCUCGCUCCUGUCUAAGUUAAGGAAAUCAUCGGGAUGGAGCUAAUAACAGCGAAACUGUUGCUGUACUCGACGCUGGUGGUGGUGGUGUGCUGGAGCCAGGAGGAUUGGACGGCCCAGUGCUCGCCGUCGUGCAAGUGCAGAUGGGUUUCAGGCAAGAGAAGCGCCGAAUGUGUCAACCAGAAUCUCACGCAGGUACCGGGCGGACUUUCCUCGCAGAUCCAAAACUUAGAUUUGAAGGGGAAUCGCAUCACGCACCUGAUGCACAAAGCGUUCGACCGGGUACAUCUGGUGAACCUCCAUAAACUGGUGCUGCAGAAAUGCGAGAUCGAGUCGAUCCAUACGGACGCGUUCCUCGGGCUGAAGCUCAUGAUCGAGCUCGAUCUUUCGGCGAACAACAUCAGAACGCUCUAUCCGGGCACGUUCGAUGAUACGACACGAUUGAGGGUGCUGUUGCUGAACGAGAACAAGUUGAAGGUGCUAGAGAACGGGCUGUUCCACGAUCUCGUCUUCUUGCAGAAGGUGUCGCUGUCCAAGAAUGAGCUAGAAAGGAUCGAGGAGAAGGCGUUUCGAAAUCUGUCAAAGUUACAGCAGGUGACCUUAGACGGGAACAAUCUGAGCACGUUGAAGAUGCUUACCUUCGACAAGCUGCCAAAUCUGGGCAGCCUCGAGCUGCACAAUAAUCCUUGGAACUGCAACUGCCGUCUCAAGAGAUUUCGCGAUUGGACCAUGACGCGCAAAUUGUAUACGAAGCCCACCACGUGCCAGCAGCCGAUCCACCUCGCUGACAAGAUGUGGGACGAGAUCAACAGCGACGAGUUCGCCUGUAGACCCGAGAUAUUCACGAUCGGGCCGUCUGUGAAGAUCGAGGUCGGCAGGGGAAAUGUCACUCUCUGGUGCAGAGCGUCUGGUAUACCGCGGCCGCAGCUGUUCUGGAUCUACCGUUCGAGGGUCCUGGAGAACCAGACACGACGACACAACGGCGAAAAAGGUUACAUCCUGAAGUCGAGCCACGACUGGCUGAACCUCACGAUCCCGGACGUCGCGCCCUCUGACAAGGGUGAUUACGUCUGUCUGGCGAAAAGUCCUGGCGGAAAUACCGAGAAAAACGUGAGCCUGGCUAUCGCAGGCGACGCAAUAGACGGCAGGGACAAUAUAAUCAGUCUGCCCCUCGCCCUGGGUUUGGGCGUGACUGCACUGGUGUUGCUGAUAGUCACUUUGUCCCUAUGCGUGUGUUACUGCAAACGUCGACGGGUCAGGCACGACGAGAAGAGCCUGGAGGCGGCGUCGAUGGAGCACCACGGGCUGGGGGAGCAGGAGAAGUCUCUGAUCACUACCAUAAAUCCCGUGGUGAAGCCCCCUAGACGCUACGAGGCGCCGUCCGUGACGUCGCACGGCACCGAGAUGACGGAGCUGAAUCGUACGUUGCUCGACAACGACUCGGUCUUUGCUGACGGUAUCGGUGGCGGUGUCGGCGGCGGAGUGAUCGGCGGCGUCGGCGACGACGAGAGGGAGGAACGAGCUACCCCAGAACUCGAGAGCGGUACCGGCACCUUGUGCCGCGGAGGAGGCGGCAGCUACCGUCAGUAUCCUCCUGAUCUACUGGCCUUCUCCGGCGGUCGUGGCGCAUCGCCAACUAGUCAGGCGUCCACAGCACCGGACAACACGCGUCUUCCGAGUCAGCACGCAACGCCAACCACGGCAGCGUACGGCUCACCCUCUAACCAAUUUCCAGCCGCAUUCAAGACCCUGCCCCACAACCGUAGCAUCACGCCGUACAGUGUCUCGAGCUCCACGAUCGCGCCAGUGAUGCCUCGUCAUGGAUACGUCACGAUACCACGAAGACCAAGAGCACCCAGCUGGAGCAGCGGACCGCCCACCUCGCCUACGGACGGAUUGGAGCCAGUCUACGACAAUCUGGGUCUGCGCACCACCGCGGAUGGCAGUUCGGUCCUUUCGCUGAACAAGAGUCCCGAACCGUUGUCCUCCAUCAGGAGUCGACCCCUGCCGGGAACGCCUAGUUCUCACUACGGCACGAUACAACGAAGUACCCCCAACAUUUUGACCAGCAGCCCUUUGGAUAGAGCUGCACCCGAGGGCGCCGCCGAGUGGCCCACCAAGCUCGCCGACGAGUCCACGGACAGCAAUCACGUCCUCGGCCAGCAGCAGCAAUCAGGCAGCAACACUCUCGGUAGAAAAGUGCCGCCCAGGCCGCCCCCCAAGCCCAAGAAGAAGUCCACGAACGGGCCAUUGUACGAGGACGAGGGCGAGGACGGCACGGAGGUAUGAUCAGCGCGCGUCGCUCGACGCACUUGAGGCCGCCAGAUCGUAGCUGUGUCGAAGAGAAGAGACGCAUGACCGCAGUCACAAUAAACCGGUAGUGCCUUUCAAGAAGAGACAACCCAACCGCGGGUCGAUGUAUGAUUCGAGCGCGUUUGUUCGCCCUGUCGAAAGUGCUGACGAACGAGGGGUGAGAAGAAGCUUCCACAAUGCGGACACGGAGUCCGCAUCCGGCGGUGCAAGUUGGCUCGAACCCGCUGACUGGCCGGGAGGAAAACUUUUCGGACGCCUUCGCCGGUCGUUCGUUCCUUUCGUUCCCGUUUCUUCUCCCUCUUUUCGUUUUUUCCCCCCUUUUUUUAUAAUUUAUUUCUUUGCGCGCUGUGCCGUGACUUGCUCGCGACAUCAAACUAUUCGAGUGACUUCUCCAUGCGCGAAGGUAUCGAACUCGAGGGGAUCUUCCGCGAGAAACUCGACGACCAGGUGAAACGUUGCGAGUAUACUUGUGCUGUUGUUGUUGUUUUUUUUUUUUUUAUAGUUGAUAACUUGAAAUUUGACAACGGAUGUAGAGAUCGCACGAAGUACGCGAACUAGUAUUAAGGAUAGCGUCCCGACAAGGACGUCUUAUUUAUUGACGUGCUUGCGCAUGCCUAACGAAGAUCACGUCGAAGCCAACUGGACACUGUGGAAAGAAGCGAUGGCGUGAUCUGGUACCUCCUAAGCUUAUUUCCUACUUUUAGUUUUUAUUUGAACUUUUACACUCGGCCCGCGCGUACAGCGGAACCUCGAUUAUUGCGCGAAAGCUCCGUUCGUUGCAAUGCUUUGGGGAAUGAAAAUUUGAGAGAGGUCAGAGGAAAAUUGGUAGCAACCAUGAUCACCAUAAGUGGAGUCAUCGUCCUCUGAGAUGAGUGUCUUCUGUAUUAUCACAGUUCAUCUGUGCAGGCUGUUUAGAAGCAUCCUUCUCAGAGGUCAACGACAGCGGAAACAUACCUUGACUCUGAUUAUUGGUUGAAUCUAGAUCAUUGCAAGGAUUCUGAGUCCCAUUUUUCCGCAACAAUUUAGGUUCUACUUUAUCAAAUGGGAAUAAUUUUUAUCGCGACGCUUGAAGUUUAUCGGUCUUUUAUCCUCGCGUCCUUCUGAACAACGACGUUUUAUUUUCCUUUUUUACCGAUAGUUUUACCGUUAGGUCGUCUUUUUUGUUUAACGUAAUCGCGUAUCGCGCUGGUACAUGGCCGCGUCGAACAAGUUGUAACAAUCGUUGUAACGACAUUGUAAUUUGAGAAUAAUCGAUGAACCGUGGAAAAUGCAUGGUUUGUCGCGGUGAAAGCGAAUUGAACGGUGAUUACAAACUAUUGCUAGCGAAUGUACAAUGGCGAAAGAGGUUUAAGGAUCAUAGAAAUAUCAAUUAGCUGAGGAACAGAGGCACGUAGUGAGCAAGCUGAAUGAAUCGAAAGAUUGGCCUACAUUCGCUAGUGAAUCGAGUUUGAUAUAAUGCGAAUGUAAACAUUCACUAGGUCUAGUUUACAUUCACUGGCCAUCCGCUUUCACCGUGAUGGAGACGUUAGUGUAAUUAUUUCUAGUAAGUUUAAAGAGUACGCAUGUAAAGGAUAUCCCCCGAUCGUAUUCGUUCUUAAUGGUAACGAGUUUUGCGAGAAAGCUCAUGGAAACUAUCAAACGUGAGAACACGUUCCGAGGCUUUCGAUGAUCGCGAUGGCGUUUCAUUUUGUCGCGCCUAGCACACAAUUAACGUUACACUCCGCAUUCAAAUGUAUUUUACCGAAUAAUAUCUCGUCCCUUGGAACACAAGGGCAACGUAUUCGUUUCGACGAAAAGGGAUCUCAACGUUUGGGCGAAUUGCCGAGUUUAUUGUAAAAAGAAACCUAUGUCGUGCAGCUUGUACAUACUGUGUAUUAUAUCUAAGGUAUAGUUCGACUUCUGAUAACUCGAUCGGAGUGGUCUUUCGCGUAACCACACGUCAGUGGUUUUAUAUUGAGAAAGAGACACGAAAGCAUGGCAACGAAGCGAGGCUAGAGACGAUUGUAGCCAACGAUGCGAACCAACAGCUGGCUGGUUCAUAGCAGCGAGGACGGCCAUUGUAUACGUAACAUAUAGGUACAAUUUCAUCGCGAUUUUAACGGGUAAUGCGAUCCAUGUGUAAUUGACGAAUCGAGUUCGAGCGGACUCGUACCAUCGACGGAUCAACGCCGCGCGUUCCAAGAGGCGUCACUGGUUAAAGCGAUUAAUUUUAAAUCGAAUCAUUUUUUUUUUUUUAUUUUAGUUUAAACUUCGAUCGACAGGUGGCAUAGUACCCCCAAACGAAUUUCUGAAGUUUCGAUUAUAUAUUCUUUGCGCGGUUAUUGGUUUUUCAGGCAGGGAUUUUUGUAACGUCGUUCGGUGAUCGAUCUCGCUGAAAUUUUUCGAUCGGAAAGCAAACAUGUUCGAGCGACGCAAUUUCACCGAGUAGAUAGCAACGACGGAAGGAUCAUUCUUCACCCGCGGAAUUUAUCGUCCGUAAGCCACGAACUUGUUAUACUUUCGUUGCGUUUUAUCCCGAGCUUAACGUUGCAUUCCCGCCUUUAGCUGGGAUUUUGAGAUCGAUCGUCUACAACUUGUUGCGAGCGGGACCCUCGUACCGUAACACGAUAUCAGACCAGUCGUAUAUUACAAAUACACAUCUGUCUUUCGUUUUAUUUUGAGCAAAAUUAUUGGAGGAUUGCGCGUAUCAACAAUUUUAUUCCAAUUGUACUGUCUAAUGAAUACUGUCAUUUUGAGAUUUAGGUAAGGCAGGCGUUAUUAAAUUACAUGUACAUCCUUCA